Messenger RNA from Diorhabda sublineata, 1869 nucleotides. RefSeq names its product sialin-like. Gene Ontology annotation, molecular function: transmembrane transporter activity. The record is from RefSeq and is a predicted model, not a curated record. The transcript has 8 exons. Lineage: Eukaryota; Metazoa; Arthropoda; Insecta; Coleoptera; Chrysomelidae. Gene Ontology annotation, biological process: transmembrane transport; monoatomic anion transport. The coding region runs from base 254 to 1720 and encodes 488 amino acids.
UGAUACAUUCAUUAUAUUGCAACAUUCAAUUAAAUCAAAAUAAUCAUUCAAAAUCAAAUUUCACGUCUGUAAUUUGCUUACAAUAAACACUUAUCCAUCCAUUUUUAUCUUAAAAAAAUAUUGAUAUUGUGAGUACAACAAAAUCUAUCAAAAUAUUGGAAGUUUUCAAUAUGAUUCUAAAGUACUAAUGUAAAACACGUGUUUGGUGAUUUGUCUGUAUAAAAUUGAUGUUGUAGUUAAUGAAGUGAAUAUAAUGAAGAAUAUAGCUGAUAGAAUUUCCCAGCGUUAUGUACUGGGUAUGAUGGGAUUCCUAUGUACAACCAAUAGUUAUGCACUCAGGGUUGUUCUAAACGUUGCCAUAACGCAGAUGAGUACUCAAGAAUCUACUAAAUACACUGACCCAGGAACUUGUCCUGAAAAUAGCGAAACAAAUCUUACAAGUAACUUGCUAUUAAAAACAACUAUUAAAAACCCGAUUUAUGAUUGGGACGAAAGUACCAAAGGACUAAUCCUUAGUUCUUUUUUCUGGGGUUACAUAGUCACACAUUUACCCGGUGGAAUAUGGGCAGAAAAAUAUGGAGGAAAGCACAUUCUCGGUGUUGGAAUGUUGAUUGCAUCGGUAUUGACCGUUUUGACUCCUUGGAUUGUCAUAGCAAGUAAUGGUAACUGGGCUAUAAUCGUUCUAACUAGGAUCAUCGUUGGAUUAGGUCAAGGUACCAGUAAUCCUGCUCUUAACGCUUUGCUUGCCAAAUGGGUACCGGCGUCAGAACGAUCAACAAUUGGAACAAUGGUUUAUUCAGGAAGUCAAAUUGGAACUGUAUUAUGUAGCGCUAUAAGUGGAGCCCUAAUUACUACAACACAGACGUGGUCAUCGGUAUUUUAUUUUUUCGGAGGUUCCGGUAUAUUGUGGUACAUAUUUUGGCAAAUUCUUUGUUAUUCCUCACCGGAACAACAUCCGUUUAUAAGCAAAAAAGAAAAAGAAUUUCUUAAAUUGGAGAUAGAGGGAGUAUCAAAAAUUAGACCACCGAUACCGUGGAAAGCGUUUUUCACAUCCGCUCCAGUAUGGGCUUUGAUCGCCGCGCAAUCUGGUCACGAUUGGGGAUUUUAUACGAUAUUAACCGAUUUACCGACUUACAUGAGCGAAGUUUUAAAAUUCAAUAUUUUAGACGAUGGUAUAUGGAAUUCCAUUCCGUAUAUCGUUAUGUGGGUAUGUUCAAUGUGUUCGGGAAAGUUGUGCGACUGGAUGAUUACCAAACGAUAUAUAUCUGUAACAUUCGCCCGAAAAUUCUUCACUACUCUUUCCUCGGUUGGACCGACAGUUUUCAUAAUGGCGGCGUCGUAUUCAGGAUGUAACAAAGCAAUUACUGUAGGAAUGUUCACGAUUGCGUUAUUUUUCACCGGACCGUUUAUCUGUGGUUUCAAAGUUAAUGCUUUAGAUAUCGCCCCAAACCACGCCGGUAUUCUAAUGGCUAUAGUUAACGGUUGUGGAUCUUUUACCGGAGGAGUCGUUCCUUAUUUAGCUGGAGCUUUAACUGAAGACCACACUUUAAUUGAAUGGCGUACAGUAUUUUGGAUAACCGGCGGUGUAUUCGUCGUGACGAGUAUAAUUUUUUGUAUAUGGGGUAGUGCUGAUUUACAAGAUUGGAACAAUCUAGAAACAAGUAAAAAAGAAGAAGAAAUCGAAAACAAUAAAGAGACACGAAUCAACGAAAUCGCAUGAUAUCAUGUCUAGGGAAAAAUAUUAUGUAUUAUGAACUUUAAUAUAUUUUUGUAGGAAAAAAGUGAACGAGGAAAGAUUGUAACACAAAAAAAAGAAAAAAAUGUGAAGGAUAAAAAGUGAUAUACUAGAAUAAAUAGAAAUGUAAGAAA